GUAGGCGCUUACGCUGCAUACAGCCCCGACGAUCGGCGCUGAUCGUGUCGUCCGUUGAUAGGCUCUUGGCCCUUGGAGUACCGUACUACGCUCCAAGCAAAGUAGCGCCAACAGCAGGGAAGAAGCAACAGCGUCAAGCAUCGCAUGGUGGCUCCGCCUCCUCUUUGGCACCGACGGGAGCUGCGGGCGACACAUCAGCAGACACAUCCAGUAGCAUGGUCUACGUACUUCCUCGAGACGAGGACGAAGGCGAAGCCGGACAUCCAACGAUGGAUUCAGACGGAUGGCGGGCGAGCUUUGAUUCGUCGCUGGCCAAUGGAAGCGCUGUGCAACGAGAAGAGGGGAGGGAUGAUGACGAGGUUCACAUCUGGUCUGUAGACAGCUCCACCACCAGCAACGGAAAACCGUCAGAUGGCUGGCAUGUAGCGGAAAGCAAGCGCAGCAAACGAACGCGAGGAGCAAAAGCCGCUGCGAUUGACCAUUCAACCAUCAGCGAACGCCAAUCCCCCGUCGUCAGCCCCGGCCCUCGCCUCGACGACUCUCUCGUCGACCUAGGUCCCUCCUCCGGCCGGCGAAGCAGCAGCGGCAGUGGGAGCACCACUGGGGGUGGGCAUGAAUCCUCCGUGGCCACAUCAGCUGCGACGUCCACGAGCUCACGGUCAAGAGCGACGCAGACUACCCAGCCCUCCUCGGUAGGAGGCUCGAGGCUACUGGAGGAGUCGAUGUUUUCUGAGCUGGCAAUCGAUGAUGCUGGUGAUGGGUUGGAUGCAGAGCAAGCGCCAAAAAGGAACAAAUACAAGAGCAAGAAGAAGCGUGACCGUAAGCGCGCUGCAAAAUGCAGAGAAGUCGAUACCCACAAGAUUGCGAACGACAGUCACAAUAACCUCAACCAUGCCUCAUCCUCCUCUGCGUCCCUCUUCGCCCUCGAAACAACGUACGACUCCUCCCUCCCCGCACACCGCGACGAGCGUCAAGUAGACCUAGACGUGCGUCGCAGCUUCGUCAGCCUCCCCGAUACACCCUACCGCCGAGCGAGGCGACGGCAGCUGCAAGACCUCAUUGUGGGCGUUCUCCGUCGAAGCCAAGGGCUGAGCUACUAUCAAGGGUACCACGACGUUGUGUCUAUCCUACUGGAGGUACUCGUGCCCAGUGUCGUCGAGCAAGCAGAGACACAUGAGAACCCCUGGGCAUCGGAACAAGAUUUCCGUACCACCCUCCUCGCCACACGUCGACUUACCCUUCUCUAUCUGCGAGACUUCAUGGCCCCCUCCCUCGAACCGUGUCUCGGCUGGCUCAAGACCCUUCGCAACAUUGUUCGCCGUGCCGAUGUCAUAUUCGCCCACGACGUGGUGGAGCGAGCGGGCGGCUUGCCUUACUUCGCGCUUAGCUGGCUCAUCACGCUGUUGAGCCACGAUGUGCCUGGCGCGCCGGAGUGUGAGGCCGGUAAGAGGGUGGUGGAUACCUUAUUGCUGGACGGGCCCGAGGCAAUGUUGUGGAUGCUGGCUGCGCUGGUACUGGAGGCCAAGUUGAAGCAGGACGGCGAGGAGGAAGAGGUGGAUGACCCAGAUAUGCUACACCACUCGCUCAGCAAGCUGCCCCUCCGACUGGAGGAUGAGGAAGUACUGCAACGUGUCUUGACAAGGGCGAGAGAGCUCAAGAAGGAGCAUGGCGACCCUUCGCCAUGGCAGGGAAUCAUGGGGCCAAAGUCAGUCCUGUCGACCUCGCCACUCUUGAAGGAAGAAGAUACCUCGCCGAAGGACUGGUCGACCUGCGAAGCUCAAGCAGAGGAGUGCCUGCCGUCACCUCCAUCGACGGACGACAAGGCCGCAAUCAAGAAGGCGGCCGCCGCUGCGAUGGAUGAUGUGGUUCUCGACCCCUAUCCGACCCCACCAGGCUCUGAAGCAGACUUCUACGAGGGUAAUGAUAUGACCGACUCGAAGAAGGGCAAGCGACCCCCUCGCCAUCUCACCUCUCGUGGUCUCCCCUCAACGUCAACCGCUCUCUUCCUCUUUGGCGGUGCAGCAGUCGUUGUGGUCGCCUCGGCGGCGGCUGUCAUCCUCUCUUCGUCCGGACCGGGCGGCGCUGGCGGAGGCAACAGCCUGGAGAGGGCAGCGAAGAUGCGCGUGCUCCUCAACGAUGCUGCGCAUCUGGGCAAAGGGCUGGCCAAGCUGGUGGCCAUGACUGCUGCUGGUGCUGCGGGCCGCGGAGGGGCGUGAAGAAGUAGAUGUGCAAUUUGACUGAUUCGCCGUCAUGACGACGUUGGUAUGAUACAAGUUUCGACCCUCCUUCCCCUUUUGUGCGUACUCGCUCAU
Messenger RNA from Jaminaea rosea, 2312 nucleotides. RefSeq lists its product as hypothetical. Gene Ontology annotation, cellular component: endoplasmic reticulum membrane. Gene Ontology annotation, biological process: endoplasmic reticulum to Golgi vesicle-mediated transport; positive regulation of GTPase activity. Gene Ontology annotation, molecular function: GTPase activator activity. NCBI's taxonomy places the organism in Eukaryota, Fungi, Basidiomycota, Exobasidiomycetes, Microstromatales. The coding region runs from base 216 to 2216 and encodes 666 amino acids. The record is from RefSeq and is a predicted model, not a curated record. The transcript has a single exon.